AUGGCGCCUCUCUCGUCCCCUUACAAGCUCGGGCAGCCCAGUAGACAUCGCUCUGCUUCACCCUUACCUCCUCCGCCCGCUCCGCCCCCCAAAGCUAUCGACCUGAACAGCUCGACUCGGUCGACCGACCAAGCAUCAGGACAAAAGAUCACGCGCAGGGCGUUCAUAUGCGAUGUCGUCGUGGAGCACGAGGGCGAGGAAACGGCCAAUCUCCUCUCGCACCUCGGCAGACCGCUCGUACCUCCCUCAACCCUCCCAUCGGUCGUCAUCAACCGACCGACAACUCCAUCCCGCGCUGCCUCGGAUGACGAGGAUGAAGGAGGACCUUCGCGCGCUUGGUCCCCAAAGAAGCGGGAAGACGCGGCUAGGCAGCUCAAUUCGCUCGUGGAAGAGCUAGUCCGGACAGAGAGAAGCUAUCUUUCCCGGAUCAAAGCGCUGAAAGCUUCCUACGCGGACCCACUUCGCUCUUUCGCCAAAGACAAGCAUACUCAGAUCAUCCCACUAUACGAAGCAAAGAACCUCUUUGCAAACAUAGACCAGGUUGUUCCUGCUUCUCAGGCGUUCCUGGCGGAUCUGGAGGAUAUCUGGGAGAGCGGGCGUGGGGUGGAUCACGUCGGAGAUAUCUGCUUGAGACAUCUGAAAGACCUCGCGACAUUCGCACCAUAUCGGACGUACCUAAGCAAGCAGGAUGAGGUGCACAAGCUCUUCCAAGAGGCGCUGAAAAAGUACUCUGGGUUCUGUAGCUUCAUCGAUAGCACAAAGUAUCAGACUACAGGGAUAGGCAACAUCGGUCUGCGAGAGCUCUUGAUGGAACCGGUCCAGCGGAUACCCCGAUACACCCUGCUUUGGCAAACGAUGAUUAAAGCAAUGCCUCCUAUGGCACCGCAACGGAGCAAAUUGACUGAAGCUGUCGAUAUUGCCUCGAGAAUAGCCAAGUGUGAGCCGGACGCGCAGAUCGUCCGCGCGACGGUCAUGUACUGCCUGCAGCGGAAUGUGGAGGACUUUCCGGCCGACCUCUUCAGCAACAAGCGAGACUACCUCGACUCGCUCGAUGUCGACGAUGUCCCGGUCGACUUCAUGUCUCCCUCCAACUCGCACACCUCCCGUCCCAUGUCGAGCUUCUCCACCGCAUCCGCCUCGACACCCUCCCUCGCUUCGAUCGGCUCGAGCGUAACCAGCUCCCAGCUUCCCACUUCGCCGACGGGCUAUUCCAAUUCAUCGCUCUCGACUCUACACUGCACACUCUUCCUCUUCAAUGACAAGCUCAUCAUUGUCAAGCGGCAGUCGGCGGCGGUGUCGGGUCGGAAAGUGACCGGACUGGACGAUGUGACGCGGCUGGUCAAGAGUGGAGGAGGGGUAGCAGUGAUGGACAAGGGCGGAGCAAAGAAGGACAAGUUGAGCUAUAGGGGGAUUGUGGAUAUUUUGGAUGUCAUCGCCUCAGAUACGGGGAACGGCGACUUCCACCUCUUUUUUGAGCGCCCCCCAACAGACCAGACUGACCGCUGGUCUGCCCGCCCAUUUCGUUCUUACACUGCCGUCCACCCACCCUACUCGUCUUCCCUCGACAGCGUCGCCAUCCGCAAAGACAAGGCUCGCUUCGUUCACAAUCUCUGGGCAGCCCAGACCGUUGCUCGUGCCAAACUGCUGCCGAAGGAGAUUGAGCCCCCGCGACCUAUGGUCAGCGAGUACGAGGUCGGAUUGGAGGGAGCUGGGGAGAUCUUUGGGCGGGCGAAAUGCUACUGGAGCGUCUGGGACAAGAAGGGCUGGAGCGUUGUUGGGAAGAGGGCCAAGGUUGUCAUCCACAUCGACGAGGGGGGAUCGGCGGAUGAUCUAGUCCUUUCCGAGGAGACUGGACCGUGUAUGCUCAUCCGGGUUCAACCCCUUCCUGGCGGAUUGUGCAGGUUGUCAUACGCUACUCUGGCGGACGAGGGGGAUGAGCGGGAGGUGAUCAGCAUGAACGAUGCCACGGAUAAGAUUGCUACAAUCAUCCACCGCUAUGGCAUCUUCAAGUUCCGCACGUCGAAUGCCUCGGCCCCGAACACACCCUCGUCCUCUUCGCACCGGCUCCGACCGAGCAUGCUCAACCUGGACGCAAUCUCGCGCAAUCUCUUCGGUGCCGCCCCCUCGAUCCGCUCGCAGAGCUCGAGCGUUGAUGCUUUCGGUACCACCGCGUCUAAGCGAUCCAGCGGUCUAUCCCGGUCAACCACAUCCGCAUCCCGAAUCUCCACGUCGAGCGAUGAACGCACCAAGCGUCUCUCUCGCCUCUCGUCGUCCUCCGCCUCGGACCGGGAAGAGGCCGACGAAGAGCUGGAUCAAACGGCGCCGAUGAAGCAGCGCAGCCCGUACAAGGCCAAGUCGACCGAUGCGGGGAUGGCGCAGUCCGAGGUGGACCUUAAUGAGCGCCUGCAGCUUGCCAGGAAGAAUAGCAAGUCUAUGGCUGCGCUCAGUCCGAGGCCUAGUCGGCGGAUGGACACGAGGAGUCAUGGGGAGCUUCGAAGAGGCGGGAUACCGUUGGCAAGUACGCAUACUCUCAGUAUGUCUACGACUUCGCCUACGAUGUUUACCACUGCUCCUCUUCGGGUUCGAAACAAGUCCCCAUCACCGACUCGACCGCUCAAUGCAAAUCCUCUCCCCCAGCUGCCUCAGCUCCCGACUCAGUCACCCUUCACGCUCCGCCGGCCAGCACCCAGCCUCGAGAUUUCGGGACUGGGCUUCGCUGCCUCUCCUCCCCCUAUGGAGUACACCGUUUCCGGGCCGUCAACACCGACGCCACUCUCGCCUCGGCUGGGUCUGAUGGGCCCCCGCUCGCCCACCAUGACCGCACCCCGCUCACCCCUGCUCAACAGCUACACUGCGCCCAAAUCUCCCCUCCUCUCGCCAGUUCCUCAAGGUCCGCGCUCACCCGGUCCUCGACCGCUCCCGGCUCCCCCUGGGAUCGGUUCGGCGCAUACCAAGCUACGCGUCGUGUCCGGUUCAGGCCGUCGAGUGUCCGCAGGACGCGAGACUGUCCCUCUUCGUGACUCGGCCUCGGCUAAGCCUGACGGUCCCGACCAGUCCACACCUACCGCCACGCCCAUCAUGCUCGCCAAGCGUCAACACUCGGAAGACCACCUCACCCCUCGAAAACGCUCACUCACGCGCUCCCCGCUCGAGCCCAUCCCGUCCGCUGCGGAUAUCGCGGACCUGCCUGACCCGCUCCGCGUACCUUCUUCGCUAGGCCGGAAGCCGAAGUCACCCUUACCGGGUCUGGCGCACCUCACGCCGACGCUCCAUACUGUCCGAAGGGCGUCUGGGGCGAGUAUGAAUGGCUCGGUCAAUUCGACGGGGACGGCGGGGACGGAGGAUAUCGAGAUGGCGGAUCAUACAGAUGUUCUCGCGGCAUUAGAUGCGGGCGUGCAGCGGGUGACCGAGUCCAAGGCGGCGGCGAAGCGGCUGAGGCUGGAUGUUGUUGCGCUGAAGAAGCAGCUCGCUAGGGAUGGAGCGAGGGAUGUGAGGUCAGGCGGAGGAGGUGGGAAUCAGGGAUCCAUGCCUCGCAGCCCCCAGCGGAGGAACAUGAACCGCCUGCUCGAUCUGGACGGGAUGUCAGACUAUGGCGCCCCUCUUGCCCAGAACACCCGACAUACCAAUACCGCCGUCAUUGCUGCCAAGCACGAUUUGGAGAAUACAGUGGCGGAAGAGCGGCUGAGGGGGAUGGUGGCUGUUGCUGAGAGGCUGGAGGGGGGUUUGAAGGCUGCUUUGGGGGAUCUGGAAGUGUGUAGGGGGCUGAUUGGGGGACUGAUGACUGGAUUGGAGCAGAAGAACGGAGAGUUGGAGGGUAUGGCCGCUCAGGUCACUCGAGCGAAGGAGCAACAGGAACUCCUGAGGCAGCAGUUGGGUGAUGCGCAGAUUGAGGUGGAUACGAUUUACGAAGCAUUCAAUACCGAGCUCGAUGGCAUGUUCAAUGAUGCCCAGCUCCCACCGACCGAGGCGUUCGCGGCGCUCCGGCAGGAUCUGCAGAGCACCAAGACGGAGCGGAAUGAGUUGCGGUUGGAGAAUACGCGGUUGAGGCGGGAAUUGGAAGAGGCCAACUUGAAGCGGGAACAGUGGGCCAAGAUUCUGCGGGACCAUGGAGUGAUCCACUAG
This is a messenger RNA of Dioszegia hungarica, 4122 nucleotides long. RefSeq lists its product as uncharacterized. Lineage: Eukaryota; Fungi; Basidiomycota; Tremellomycetes; Tremellales; Bulleribasidiaceae. The coding region runs from base 1 to 4122 and encodes 1373 amino acids. Gene Ontology annotation, molecular function: guanyl-nucleotide exchange factor activity. The transcript is spliced from 17 exons. The record is from RefSeq and is a predicted model, not a curated record.